AUGAUGAAACGUGGAGGGCGUGUUAUCCCGGUGUUGGAAGACCCGUACUCGAAUGAGAAGUGGCCUUACUGCACGCCAGAACAACUGGAACUGCUGGACACAUACAUGGACAAAUCUGUACUACGUGCGCUGAAGAACAGCAAGCCUGGCGAAGAGACGGGCGUCGUGUUUGAUAUCGCGGAGAUCCUGCGAGUGCUACAGUCCGAGAGCGCGGAUGUGUACGUCCUAGCGCUGUGGAACGACUCGAUGCUGAUGCGCCAAUUGAGACUGCUCGUGGCUGUGAAAAACGUACCUCUAAUCCCGAUCAACAAGAAGAUCAACAACAAGCUACUGGAACACGUCGGGGAUUCAUACGCCGACGUGCUGCUCCUGAAGAAGACAGCAUCGCUGGAUCAGAGCCUGGCAAACUUGCUGGACUCGAUCGAACAACCGCCGACACCCUUCCUGGAGCCCGUGAGAUAUCAUCCGACUACUAUCUCAUGA
Nakaseomyces glabratus is the source of this 483-nucleotide messenger RNA. RefSeq lists its product as uncharacterized. Gene Ontology annotation, biological process: rRNA processing; tRNA processing. The record is from RefSeq and is a predicted model, not a curated record. Lineage: Eukaryota; Fungi; Ascomycota; Saccharomycetes; Saccharomycetales; Saccharomycetaceae.